AUGAUUUCUCAGGGCGUUUCUCUUUAUCGUCAAACACUGGCAGAACGACAACGGCUAUACGAUGCAGCAAUCGCUUCGAAAGAGUUCACACCGUUCCUCUAUCCAUUGGAUGGCCUUCCGUCAGCAUAUCUUCUCCUUGCUCUGAUGAUAGCUCCCCGGCUCCCUCGCAAGCGAGCAGUAUUCGUCAGGCUCCUAACGUUCAUCCUGACCGUGGUACAUAGCCUUUAUCUCUAUGCUCACCGUCGGACACUAUCGAUGGCCAGUGGGUAUGGCAUCGGUUUGGUCAACCAAUGGGGGAUUAUCAUGGCAGGAGUUUUACUCCUGUUCAAUGAUCCUGCACACAGCUUUCGACGGCUAGAGAUUCGAACACCAAGAGUGGAACACAAACAUUCCCAGCCCGACGCUACUACAUCACCAGCUCGUGCGGACGCCCCAGCAAAGGUAGACGUGAGGAAACGCAAAGUGCCAGGUAUCUAUACUUCCACAGACGUGAAGCAGAGUCCGGUACCCGACUCUACGCGGCCCGCAACACAACCCUAUGAUUUGGUAUGGCAAGGAUUCCCUCACGGCAAAGGCCUCCUGCACGCUUUCGAUUGGGUGAUGGACCUCAUGACCAGCUAUCGGGGGCCAAAUUGGGGACAUCGUAUCCCGACGCUGGGAGGUAUCGAUGGCCCUGUUCCUCCUGACCCUUCUGCUGGGCUCUGCAAAGGUGGUGGACGAAGCACGACCACAGCUGUGCCGAAGCAGACCCUGCAAACUCUCCGACGCCAGGCCGUUCAAGAUUUUGUCGUUGGCUACCUAUUGCUGGAUUUUUUGAAAACAACAAUGAUCACCGACCCGUACUUCCUGGGAAAAGCACCGCUCGAUUCGCCUACGCCGUGGCCAUGGCUGGCGGCAGUCAAUGAUGCGCUGCCUAUCGCUACACGCUUUGUGCGACUGCUCAUGUCCAUGUCUGGAGUGAUCAGUGCACUUACUCUAAUAUUUAGCCUGAGUCCUCUGUUCUUUACAUCCAUCCUACCUACUUUGGUGGACAUUUCACAUUUCACGAAGGCUCCUCUGCUGGAACCUUGGAUGUACGCUCCAUUCUGGUAUCCGCUUACAGCUUCAGUAUUUCCUACAGGACUAGCAGGAUUCUGGGGCAAGUUCUGGCAUCAAAUGUUUAGAUUUGGCAUCUCCGAACCAGCCCGCUUCAUCAUAGAAAGAACGGGGAUUGACAAACGUGGCAACCUUGCGCGAGUGAUCCAGCUCCUGGUGGCCUUUGGCUUGUCAGGAUCGAUCCAUGCCGCCGGUAGCUAUACAACGUUUUCAAUUAUCCCGACACGACCCUUCUCGGGGCCGCUACUUUUCUUCCUCAGUCAGGGAUUUGGAGUAUUGCUACAGUCACUGUUCGUCAAUUCUGUCUUCAAGUAUGUCCCUCAUGCAAAAUCACUGCCUCCGGCAAUCAGACAUACAGGAAACGUGCUAUAUGUUAUGGCCUACCUCUUCUUCACCGGACCGCUCCUAGCCGAUGACUUUGCGAGAUGUGGUCUGUGGUUGUUCGAACCCGUCCCGAUCAGUGUUCUUCGGGGACUCGGAUUCGGGCCUGGAGGCAAGGACGAGGGGUGGUGGGCAUGGUACCAAGAAGGCUCGAAGUCUCUCGGAUGGCAUAAGGGCGACAGGUGGUGGGAUACUGGCAUUGCGAUAUAUUAA
Molecule: messenger RNA, 1689 nt
Organism: Exophiala spinifera
Lineage: Eukaryota; Fungi; Ascomycota; Eurotiomycetes; Chaetothyriales; Herpotrichiellaceae
Exons: 1
Coding region: 1-1689 (562 amino acids)
Biological process (GO): lipid metabolic process
Source: RefSeq, a predicted model, not a curated record